Austrofundulus limnaeus is the source of this 2185-nucleotide messenger RNA. Its product is annotated as fibroblast growth factor 23. The record is from RefSeq and is a predicted model, not a curated record. The coding region runs from base 882 to 1562 and encodes 226 amino acids. Lineage: Eukaryota; Metazoa; Chordata; Actinopteri; Cyprinodontiformes; Rivulidae. The transcript has 3 exons.
UUAAAUAUAUAAUUAGAAAAGUUUCUUUGAGUUCAUGACUAAAGCAAAGUUUCUCUUGGGACAAUGUAGUUAAAAUUAUAUUUUUAAAAUAAAAAUAAGAAUAAUAAUAAAUAGCUACUCUUAUAUUUUGUAGUCAUUUUGUUAAUAUACUAGUAUAAUAUUUGUCAUACCUGAAAACAUCUCUUAGUAUUUGAUUAACUUCAAAUGAUUUUUUGUUUAAAUUACAUCAUUUGUCCAAAAUGUUGUUGCUACUGGAGAAAAAAAACUACUAUUUUAAAAUGCUAAACUCUGUCAGAGUUUUACUCUAAAAUAACUUUUUAAAAAAACGUCCUAAGUGAAUCUGAAUGUUUGACAUAAAGUCUUCAGUUCUCAGCGCGGUCGAGGUGAGGCGGGCUGAAGGAGCGCAGGUUGUGUGAACUCUUGUGAAAGACUGAGAUCAGCGGAAGUGCGUUGAGUUAAUUGAUUAACGGGUCAGAAAUCAUUCUCCUUGUUCGACUCAGCGUGCUCCAACCGACCGAACCUUCAGUUCACAACAGAAAACCUAAAAUCAGGAUUUCCUUUGUCUAAAAAUAUAAAUUCUGAUCAAAGUCAAAGCACUUUUUGGGGGAAAAUAAUGGCAGAAACAUGCAUUAAAAAUAAUACAACUCCUUCUCAAACAAUCAUCUAGCUCCCAAAAAUAAAAACUUUAUUUCAGGAGUUUAGAUCUCUGCAGCCUUUUAAACACAGAGCAGUCAGGAAAGCUCCCAGAGUCCUUUUGGUAAAUGAGUUAGCCAGUUUAUUGACCCUCUGUUUAAAUAGGCCAGUUGGACUUUCUCCUGCUCCAGAAGCUGCCCUCACACCACCCUGAACAUUUGAGCGUUUGCACCUCGUUCCCUCUGAUCAUGCGACUGGCUCUCCUCUCCCUCACCCUGAUUACUGUACACGUUUCUGUAACGGUGGACUGCAGACCGCCGCACCGACGUCCCACCGGCAGCUUGAAACCUGCAGCCGGUGCCCAUACGUCUGCCGGCGCGGGACUGUUCCACACGGAACCAAAUGGAUCAAUGGGAAAACAUGUUCACAGAGGYCUUCUGGAGUUUUUUCCUUUAAGAAAAAAGACAAACAGUUUUGUGUCGAUCUUUGGUUUGAGAAAAAGGCGCUUCCUGUGUGCAGACGUAAACAGAGAGCUGCACAAGUCUAGGAGAAAGGACAGGAGGGAUUGUCUCUUCCAGCAUCUUUGGUUGAAGCUGGGAAGCCCACGUGAUGCGUAUCACUCUACGAGUGAGAACCGGCUGCUCAGACCAGGGGGAGGUGGUCUACGCGUGGCUCAGAGGUUCCCGCAUCCUUCUGUAAAGAGGCAGAGACGGAGCGAGGAGGUGAACCCCGCUGACCCUCUGCGAUCAGAAUCCCACCCGUCUCAUCCUCCAAAACACGUAAACCCCGGUCAUCCGGAACAGGAGCAGGCGGGCGCCGUGUCCAAAGAAACCAUCUCGUCCUGCGACGACCCCCUGAGGGUCUUACAAGCCAACGGGCAUGGCAGCCCAGUCAAGACGAACAUCGCAGACCGGGCAGAACACCGAUAAGAACUUUAGGUUAAGUAAAAAACAAAUUAAAGUCUUUAUGUUAAACAUAAAGAUUUUAUAAGUGACGGCAUCUUGGGGGUAGAUCCUCCGAGGUAGAAACAGCAAAGACCACCAACUAUCUAAGGUGAUUUAUUCUUCUUUUGUGACAGAAAACCUGUCAGAAAAGAGAUAAAAUCUUUAAAAUAAGGUGCUUCAAUCAAGUUUUAUCUGACCACAGCCAGGUCUCCUGUUUGAACAACACAUGAUAGAGAAACUUGGUAAAACGUUUGGUCCUGUUGUCCUUUAACCUCCACCGUCUGUUAAAUUUUAAUCCUUGAACCAGAUGAGGCAAUCUUUGUUUUACUUUUGUAAAACUGAGGAACUGGGAUUAAUCCAAACAGAGAAAAGGUUUAGAACAACCCAAACCGAGGCCUGAAACUUCCAGAACAAAUGUGAAUAAAUCAGAUGAAAGCACUCAUAUAAAGUGAUCCGGUGCUGGACACCAAAACGUCCCCAGCAAUAAAACUAUUUAUUUAUUGAAACAUGUUUAAUGACUUUAUCUCUGACUUGAUGCUUGUUAUUUAUAUAUUUCAUGAUGUUCUGUUUCUGACAAGAAAGAACAAAAAUAAAUAGUAACUAUUCUG